CUCCCAGGCAACGCCAGGGUUGUGUUGUCCCAUGCACUGUGCUUUAUUAGUAAUCCUGGGUACUUGUGUGAAGUCCUUGCCCUGCUGGGACGGCGAGGGGCAGUGGAGCAGAAGGGAACGGGCUUUGUCCCCCCGCCCAGCCCCGGGGGCGGUGCGGCACGGCCGGAGAUCCCAACCCACCACCAGCACAGCCCUCGCUCCUCAUCUGGCAUCCAGGAGGUGCAGGGCAGAGUCAUCCCUCUGGGCUUGCGGGGUCCUGGUGCUAUGCAGGGCCUGCUGCUCUGGGGGGGCUGGCUGCUGGCCACCAGCUGCCUGGUGGGUGCCACGGGCAGCUGCCGGCACCGCUGCUGCCCGGGCAGGAACAACGUGUGCUGGGCCCCCAGUGCCCGCCGGGCUCACUGCUACUGUGACUCGUACUGCCAGAGGACUGGGGACUGCUGCCAGGACUACCACACCACGUGCCGCCGCGCCGCUGUGGGCUGCUCGGUGGGGCCCUGGGGGCCGUGGAGUGGGUGCAGCUCCCCGUGCGGGGUCGGCAGCAGGGCCCGCAGCCGCCAGGUCACCGUCCCGCCCCGGCACGGAGGGGAGCCCUGUCCUGACCUCAAGCAGCGCCGCGGCUGCCUGGGGGAGCACCCAACCUGCGGGACAGCCAAAGAGGUAGCCAAGAUACUCCCCAAGUCCUUCAGCUGGGACUUCAGAGAUCCCUGGCGAAGAGCUGGGCUGCCACUGCUGGAGGAGCCCUCUGGGUGGGACCCCCCUGCCGUGGGCGAGGCUGGAGCCGCCGGCUGCACCGGGACAAGCAGGUGUGUGUGGAAUGCUGGGGGGACGUGUCCCACCACCGUGCCCAUUGCACUGGACAUGGGCUGCAAGGAGCCAGGUAGGUGGUAAUUUUGGGGGGGGACACGCCCAGAUGGAAGAACAUCUUUACAUAUCCCUCAGGCAUCUGUCUUUCAUGUUCUUAAUAUAUUAAUAUAUAAAACUAUUAUUAUAAUAUGCCAUAAUAUAAUAUACCGUAAUGUUAUAAGAAAAAUCAAUAAUGUGGACUAUAAAUUGACGAUAUAUAGUAUAAAAAUAAAUAUAUUUAAAUAGAAUAUUUCAGUUGGAAGGGACCUACAAUGAUAAUCUAGUACAACUGCCAAUAUGUAUUCUUAUAUGUAAUAUAAAACUACAUAUAAUUUUUAAAUUAUAUUUAAUUAUUUGUGGCACACCCCAGUUCUCAACAAUUUUCCCUUCUAGGACAUUCUGGGUGGCUGCCUCUGUGGUGGGGUGCCAGGGCUCGUGGGUACAGGAGGGGCUGCAGGAGGGUUGUGUCUGCUCCCCACCCGCUCUCAUCUUUGUGUAGGAUCUCCCUGGGAAGGUGAGCUGAGCCUCCCUAUGGCACCACUCCAUGCUGGGGAGGUGGGGGGAUGAAAUAAAAAUGUGAUGUCUUUUAUAAUUUCAUCCUUCUGCAGGUUUGCUGCUCACCCUUGUAUCCGACUCCCUGUGUUUACCAUUAAAUACUUUGUUGAAGAAUGGGAAGAAAAUCCUUCUUAUAAAGAUUAAAAAUAAGGGAAAUGCUGAAGUAUGGUGAUUAAUGGUAGAAGAACAUCACAAAGAGGUUAAAUCUGAGUGAGAAGAUGAUUGCAGCAGUGACAUGAUGUCAUGCUCGGCCAUGACAUCAUGCCAUGCAAUCAGCUGCCAUUGGCAAGCAAUAUGAGGAUGGAGCAUCUGAGAUCACUCCCUGGAGUGAAGGUUGGGUGAGCUGGGCAGGGUGACUCAGCUUUGUGCUGUGGUUUGCAGACAGGAAUUAAACAGAGACACCCAAAACCUGCACGUGGGUGAUGGUGCCAGAGGGUGUCCAGUUCCAGCUGUGGGGCUCAGCAGCUCCCACUGGAGGGAGCGAGGCUGAACUGGGUGGUGCUGGUGCCCUUCCUCAUUCAGCGUGACGUGACCUCACUGGUGGGGUCCCUGGUCCAGCCUUGGCCUGUAGUACCACAGCCUGUGGUGGCAGGAUGUGCUGUGCCAGGGCUGGCUCUUGCCAGGCUGGCCUAGGGAGGAGGGAGCCCAAGGUGGGGACAGCCCUAGGUCUGGAGGUGGGAAGGAGAGGGCAGCUCAUGGAAUAGCUGCCCCAGCCUCAUCCAAUGGGACUCUGGCUGCAGGGUGGCAACCAGCACCCAUCCCCAGGAGGAACAGACUGUCUCUGUCCCCACAGUGGGGACUGUGGCCCUGGGCAGUCCCAGUGCCUGCAGAGGACUGUCAGUUGCCCAGCUCUCUGUGGAAUGUAAUGAGGAGGGUUCAGCCAGGCAUUGGGUUGUCACCUACCCAUCAGCUGCCUAUGGCCAUGAGCCAGGGUGGCCUGUAGGGCUGGGGGCUUGAGUGGGGGGCUUAGGAUUUGAGGUUCCCUCGCUGCAGCCAAUGGCUGUUGCCUGUUUGCUGCCCCAGGAUGUGUUUGGCUCCUGCUGCCUGUUACAGCUCCCUCUCACCCCAUCCUCCUGGGCAGGGAAAUUAAAAGGCUUCAACACUG
Messenger RNA from Pseudopipra pipra, 2503 nucleotides. Its product is annotated as somatomedin-B and thrombospondin type-1 domain-containing protein-like. The record is from RefSeq and is a predicted model, not a curated record. Bases 265 to 888 code for a protein of 207 amino acids. The transcript is spliced from 4 exons. Lineage: Eukaryota; Metazoa; Chordata; Aves; Passeriformes; Pipridae.